CGAGAGAAGCUAGUGCGCAUGUCUGAAAGGAAACUCCAUGAUUUUUUUUGGCACGGAAUCCUAGGCAAAAAUAGGAACUUGAAAUAGGGAUUAAUUGAAACGGGGCAUCGUAAAACCUUAAUCAAACCUUAGCUUGUUUUCACGCGAUCAAGAAGCUUAUGGCGUUAGUCGGAAUUUAAAUAAAGCAAUCGUACCUCCUGCGGCCGACUAAGAUCCAGUCGAAAUUUAGAUCAUUUUCGCGACAAUGCAACGGGCGCAAUAAAACCUAGCUAGCUAGCGUUAUUGCUCUUUGUUUUUAGGUAGGACGGACGAAUGGGGCAAAGGAAGAAGAGGGUGGAAAGUGUCUAAAAACCAUUUAGCUCAAUCGGCGGUACUCGCAACAGUAGCACUUCCAGCUAAAGUCUGUCAAAACGCCUCUGGUCUCUCUUGCCUGUGCCCUGCAACGCGGCUAAGAAGCAGGAAACUUCGUAAACAGAGGAGGAAGAGCACUUUUCUCCUACUGAAGUGAUAUUUAUUUGAGACCUUUGUAUUUCCUUGAAAGAACAAUCUUGUCUUUUGUACUGGUAUCUUCUUUCACUUUUUAUGUGGUGCUAAAAGGAUUACCAGUUCCAAGAGAUACAUAAAAACAAGAGUGCCUGUUUGGUGGGAUCUGUGUUCAGUUGUGUUGAGCUCUGGUAACACUCUUUAAGAUGUCCUCACAGGGGUGGAUUUCAUGGAUGGUGCUGACCCAGGCUAUAUAAAGAUGAGAAGGAGCUGGAUGUGUGUGAGCCGAAAAUGACGGGGGGCAGUGAGAGUGCAGCAGGAGAAAAAGAUGGUGGUCCCACGCUCACCGCUCAGGUCCCUGUGGGCUGGCAGAGGAAAGUGGAGGACGGGGCUGUGGCUUACAUCAGCCCAAGUGGUACAGUCCUGUGUUCUGUGGAGGAGGUGAGGGGGUAUCUUUUGACAGACAGCACAUGUAAGUGCGGACUGGAAUGCCCACUUGUUCUCCAUAAGGUGUUCAACUUUGACCCUGCUGCUGCGGUCCAUGCUCCGAGUCACGAGUCGCGGAAGGUGGAAGAGGACAUGACCAAGCUGUGCAACCAUCGCAGGAAAGUGGUCGCCAUGGCAGCGCUGUGCCGGAGCAUGCAGACCUCUCAACUCCCACUGCCGGCUCACGGCACAGUGGAAGGCAGGGAUCAGAGAGGGUCCGUAAUGGCUCGAGGAGACGUAGUCCACAGCAAUUACCCGACGCAGCCAAGAGUAAACCAGCCGAGACCCAGCAGCAGUAGCAGUUUUCCUUUGCCCUCCCCACUCUCGCUGCUGCAGAAUGGAUCUGUCUCCCACCCCACCUCAACAGUGGCUCCAGAUCAGAGCCCCCCCUUAAAGAAGCCCUCGCCCCAGCUCCCAGGGCCCAACAUAGCCGCUUUUGGGAAACAACAGUGGAGCCCCCGACCUGCCAUACCCCAAACAGUGCUCCAAAGAGCACCUCACAAGCCCCCCUCUCCCAGCGCUGCGAGACUAGACGGGCACACGCAUGCUUACCAGCUAGACUCCUCCCUGCCAGGCUCAUUCUCUUCGCCCUCCUUGUCAUCCUCACCUUUGAUUGGCAGGUCAGGGCAUCCGCAGGGAGCGAUCGUGAAGUCUCCCUCGCCUCUCUCUGUCUGCUCCUCUCCUUCUCGCGCUCUGGACUCCUUCUCUCCUCCCCAGCGGUCCCGCCACUCCUCCACCAACUCCUCUCUCUCCGAGGGAGCUCCGGGACCCGUCCUCCAUCCGGGGGUGAAACCCCCGCAAUCUCCUCUGCAACAGCCCUGCUCCUCGCCCAAUCUCCCUUUACCCCCAGCUAGCCCGCGCGCUCGUCUCGAGGGCAUUCUGCAGCACUACAAAGAGUGCAGCACUGCCGGCCCCGCCCCCAGCGCCAGCACUGCCUCUACCGCCACCUCCGCCCAGCACCACACUGUGCUCAGCAACCAAAGCAGCCCCCACGGCCCACAGAACCCGACGCCGGCCCACCCGAGCCCCUGCGAGCGGAGGAAUGGACCAGGUGUGGGCGCGCUGGGCUCCAGCUCGUCCCCAGGCCUGCUUGGGCUCCCGUUGGGUCAGAUCCUCUGCCAGCCGAAGAGCCAGCAGCACAUCAGCAGCUCUUUCCCCGCCAGCAGCCUGCUGUCGGCAGCCGCCAAAGCCCAGCUGGCCAGCCAGAAAGGCCAGAGCCAGUCGGGCCCCGAGGCGGUGGCCACGAUCCCCCUCACGGGCCUGGACAAGGACCAGCAGUCAAAGGUAUUGAUCAGCACUUUAAGCACCAGCCUCCACGGGCCCACUGCCCGGGCCCCGCCUCUGACCGCCUUUCUGCUCCCCCAUUCGCCCUCCCUUCCCAUGACCCCGCCCGCUCUGGCAGAAAAAACGCUACGCCGCAAGCGCCAGCGCCGCUCGCCCACCGUGCUUAGCAUGCUGAAAGAGUCGCAGAUGAGCCGGGUCACGGCGGAGACACUCGCUCCUGUCUUCCCCGUUCCCUCCUCCUCCCCCACCUCCUCCAGCCCGCCCGUGCCUGUGCCUCGCCUGGAAAACCAUCUCCAGAGCGUGCGGCUGCCCGCCACCCCUCCCACCGCCUCCACGCCCGGCGGAGUUCCCAGGCAUCCGGACUUGGAGGAAGGCAAGAGGGCGGCUCUCGGUGCCUCCCUUCCCCUCUCCUCCACCCCGGCUUCCUCCGCCCAGCCCCUCUCCGCCCUGCUCCAGCUGCUCAGCAUGCAGAGCGCCCAGAGUGCUGCCCAGUCUGCAGCACCCAGCAGUCCCGCUCCCGGCCUGCCCACGCCCAUAAUGCCCUCUCCGCCCUGCCCCCCAGCUCCGCAGUACGACGGGCAGCCCUGGCGGCGCACCCAUGCGCAGCCGCCUCUGGCCCAGAGCCUGCCGCCCUCCUUGGAGCCUCUCGCUCAGCUACCUGCCCCUCAGCCGCAUGCUCUGAUGUGUGAAGAUGUGGACGGAGGCGCGGUGAACCUCAAGACGACGGUUAGCGCGGUCGUUCUGAACCUGAGCCAGCCCCACACGGCUAGCACGGCAGGAGCCGAGCCUUCCCAUGGCUCCCUGGGCCAGCUGCCCUCGGCUGCCUGCUUGCCCACUUCCGCUGCCCCAGAAAAAAGCUGCGGGUCCAAACCAGGCGAAGCAGCACCUGAUCACAUUUACCAACCAAACCAGCCUAACCACAGCCAAGCUGCAGAGAGUCCUGUGAUAGCAGAGGAGCAGCAGGAAGUGGACACUAGGCUACUAGCUGGCUGUAAUCCAGAGCCCAGCCUCACCCUGCCGCCUCCCACCGCCGCCGCUCCCCCGCCCGACCUCCACAGCUCGUCGGCUGACCCCGCGAGUGCCUUGCAGCUGGCCGAGUCAUUCCCCUUCAUGACCCAGGAGCAGCUCCUCCAGCUCCUUUCCUCCACGGCAGGCCUGCCCUCCCUCCUGCCGCCCUUCUUAGGCUCUCUGCCGCUUGGGCUCUGCGCGGGUGGUCAGCCUCCUGCAACAGGAAGCGCCCAAGCGCCGCACCCGGCAAACAGCCUCCUCAGUCAGGCUUCUCCGCUCGGCCUUCUCCCUUCUUCGCUUGGAGCUCAGGGGGAAUUCCCCCUCAACCUUGUUAGCCUUUUGAAUCCACCCGCCCCAGGUCCAGCUCUGGCUCCACCCCCUGCCCCACCUCCGGGGCUUGAGGUGUGCGAGAAGCCUCCUGGGUUGCAGGCUCUGCUCAUGGCAUCUUUGCUUCUGGGCCAGAACCCUGCCGCCGUGCUGCCCUUACCGGGACUCAACCUGGAGCUUCCCCCUCAGCAGCAGGUAUUCGGGGAGGGUGUGUCCCUGGAGAAAAGCCCUGCUCUGCUGGACUCUGUGUUGAUGGGGCCAGGGCUCCUUGAAGCUCUGCAAGCCCUGGUGCCCCCUGCAGACGGCCAAUCCCUUCUGCUCUCUGCCCAGCUCAGUCCGCCCCCUCCACCUGCCUUCCUGUCCCUCAACCCCGCCCUGCUGGCUGCAGCUCUCGCCCAGGCCGAAUCGCUCCCCAACCACACUCCACCCCCUCCGCCUCACACUCAGGGGACCCUUCCCAGUCCUGCUCUGGUCUCUACCUCUGUGUCAUGUGCCUCUCUGGUGCCCGUCACUGGCCAGGAGGUGUGCGACUCGCUGACCGAGCAGGAGAAGACCAGCACCCAGACACCUCAGUUUCUGCCCCCACUCCUGCCUCCAGGAGUACUGGGUGACCUGGCAGCUCUGGGUAACAUUAAUAGUCUCCACGGUUUACUAGGAGCAGGGCCGUUACUGCUUCCUCAGGCUUCGUCUCUGGGCAUGCCACUACCGCAGAGCCAGGCUACCCUCAACCCGCUCACCUGCUUGCAGCUGUCUAUGGCUCCAGCACUAAUGGAGGAGAAACCACUGGCUCUGCACGGGACUCCCCCUGCACAGGAGGAGCUUCCUCCAGCCCAGCUGGCCCAGGACAGCCUGCUUAACCCCGGACACGUUCAGGCACCUGUGCAGCAGAGGGAGGAGUCGGUGGGGGCAGACUCGGGGCUCCUGGACCCUUACACUUCCUUCAUGGACACCAUCUACACUUCCUUCUUGCAGGUCAGUGGGCGAGGCUCUGAGGCAGUGGCCGACUCCACCCCCCUCUCAUACCCGGAGCUCCCGCCCCUCCUACAGCAGCCCAGCGCCCCGCCCUCCCUCAGCCCACGCCGAGCCUGCUCCGUCCACAACCCCGACCUGUCCCGCCUCGGCAUGGAGGCCGCCCAGUCGCCGGCCCGCGGCACGCCCAAGCUAACGGAGAACCCCUCCACCCCACCUCCCAGCAGACCGGCCAGAGCGGACGCCUGUCCUGCCGACGGACCCCUACAACUGACCUUCAUGGAGGAGGCCAAGACUGACGGCUCGACCAAGCUGUGCGUCUACAGCAACGGGAUAGGCUCGGGAGCAGGGCCGGGAGGAGACAAUGACGACGAGGUCGAAGAAGAGGAAGAAAGGCAGCCACAGGGAUAUCUGAGCCCCAGAGAGAGAGUGAACAAUGACGCAGUGGUCGACACCAUAUGCAGCACAGACCCAGAGCAAGGCAGGGCUGCAGAAAUACGUACAGGAGCAAGGAGAGGUAGAAAGAGAAAGCAAACGUUGCAACGAGGGUCAGAGAUUCCAGGUGAUAUCGCCAGCAUCAUAGAGGAACCGUCAGCUACGACGGCACUUCCGAGGCCGACGAAAGCUGCCAGAGGGAAGCGGCGGCGCGUGGUCAGAUAAGACGUCAUAACCGAAGCCCUUAUCCUACUGUACUUUUACCCGCCAACACCAGCACUGUCACUAUGGCAACGCUUCAGGGCCAAGUGUCAUGGCACGCCACUGAGCCGCCGCGUUGUCGAGGACCCGCAGAAAACACUUUGUUUUUCCGAAACCCCGGUUACCUCACUCCCCUCCUUCCCAUUCUCCCUGUGUUCUGACCCAUACCUUCCAGUUACGUUUGUAGUGCUGAUGCUGUGAGUUGCUAGUUCUGGAGACAGCUAGGCAACACUACUACAUAGGAACAUUUCACUGCUACUAACCUUCCAUUUUGAGCAGUGUGUAUGUGCAUGUGUGUGGCUGUGGUUGUGCAUAUACGCAUCUUUCAGCUUGAACACAAAUUGGAUGCCUGAAGUCCAGUGUUUUGGAGGUUAUAGUUAAUAUGGGCCUAUACCACCCUCUAUCUGCCACUCAUUGUUACUGCACGCUCCUGUUAGCCGUUAGUUUCCUUCCUUAUUAGCCGUCGUGCUGGGAUAGCUCUAGCGUAAGGUUCCGUAUAAACGUUGACCAAAAUGAAAUAUUAACUGGUUUAACUAUCACUGCUUGUGUGAUAAUCUUUGGAACCUCACACUUUAGGAAAAAAAUUAAUCAUGCAACCUCAUGAGUAGAAUUUCCUUCCCUACACACAGGCAUGUAUUGUAUGUAUGUGUGCGUUCAUGUGUGGGAGGAGAGUAUGUAGUGUAUCUGUGUGUAAGUUGCGGGGUUGGAGUCUGAUACUGUGAUCAGUGGCAGAUUCUACAUGUACGGUUAGAGCCGUAACUCUACCACUCCUUUGGGACUGAACCCGACUGCCACUUAUCAACGCAGGCACAAGAAUAUUUAAAUGGUUUAAAGUAAUAAUGAGUAUGAUUAUGCAAUUUUACUAAUGAAUUUUAUGUAAAUAUGUACAGUUUUAGUAUUUUAUUUUGUACACUUUUUUAGAAAAAAAUGAUCAAUUUGUAAAGUAUUUCUUCUUCAGAAAAACUCUUCUUUCCCAUAUUUACUUUUGAUUUGUAAAGAGAAUACUUUGAAAGUUGUGAGCAGUAGCAUUUGUUUUUUAUGGGAGUUUUUUAUUUAACAAAUUAAAAACGUUUACCAAAUUCUGA
Electrophorus electricus (electric eel) is the source of this 6338-nucleotide messenger RNA. The record is from RefSeq and is a predicted model, not a curated record. NCBI's taxonomy places the organism in Eukaryota, Metazoa, Chordata, Actinopteri, Gymnotiformes, Gymnotidae.